Drosophila gunungcola (fruit fly) is the source of this 3483-nucleotide messenger RNA. RefSeq names its product gamma-tubulin complex component 3 (gene Grip91). Gene Ontology annotation, cellular component: centrosome; equatorial microtubule organizing center; spindle pole. The coding region runs from base 167 to 2899 and encodes 910 amino acids. The record is from RefSeq and is a predicted model, not a curated record. Gene Ontology annotation, biological process: microtubule nucleation; meiotic cell cycle; spindle assembly. Gene Ontology annotation, molecular function: microtubule minus-end binding; gamma-tubulin binding. The transcript is spliced from 6 exons. NCBI's taxonomy places the organism in Eukaryota, Metazoa, Arthropoda, Insecta, Diptera, Drosophilidae.
GGUAACACUGCAUUCUUUUUUAUUUUGUUGUUGCUAUUUUGAUCAUUUAUUAAAUUUUGCACAAACUACGCGCCAUUUGGACGCUUUUUGGACAUUUCCCCCGGGCAUUUCGAACAUUAGCGGAACUUGGAGGUGUUUUUAUGCCGGAUUUCAUUUGGAAAUCAGGAUGUCGCAGGAAAAGAUUGGUGCCAAUGUGGCCGGCAUGACAUCAGAAAUAGAAGAGAUUCUCUUGGAUUUUUGCAUCUGCAUUCAGGGCAAACAGUCGCCCGAAGUUCACGAACUCGCCAUAGCCCGAGCUGCUCAGUGUUUGGCCGCAAAUCCUGGUAACUUUCGCCAUUCGAUACCUUUUACCGAACGCGAAUGUGUCCAGAAGAUAAUGAAGAUCCUGAAUGCCAGGGAGAAUGUGGACGGAUUUAAUGUGGCGGGCAAAUUCUACGCCAUCUACGGCAGGUUUCUGCAGAUUAAGUUCGAUCCCUACCUAAGGCAUUCGCUGUUGAGCUAUCUGCUCUCGCUGGCAGACAAAUCCGUGGAGUGGUCGUCUACAAAUGGAGACUCCUCGCCGUCAUCAAUCACCACUUUUGAUCGUGAAUCGGAUAAUCUUCGUCAGGUUUUGAGCAGUCGAACGUCCGCCAGCACAUUUCGCAGCUCUUCGAAUGGCUCUUCCACCGCAUAUGCAUCCAGCAAGCAGAACGGCAAUGGCAAUGGCAAUGGCAGUGGAGUGGCCAACGGUGGCAGCGUAUACAGCUACGAUGCCUCACAAUCCAGCCUGGGAUUGGGCCAACAGCCCAUGCCCAACUACCUGAGCAUAAUUGAAGCACAAAAGAAUCCCGAAGUCAUGCAGGAUAUAGUGACAAAUGCCGUUUACUCCUUCACCGGCGUCCAAGGGAAAUACCUAAAGAAGGACAUAGUCUCGGGGCGUUUUAAGCUCGAUCCACUGAACAUCAAGGCACUGACCAUCGGCCAAGCGGGCAUGUUGGUCCGUCUUUCCGAACUUGGCUACUACCACGAUCGCGUGGCCAAGUUCGCGGACGUGACGACCGGCUUUAAUGCCAUGGGCUGCAUGGGUCAGGCCCUCAUAUCGAAGCUCAAGGAGGAGCUGAGCGACUUCCAUGGCCAGGUGUCCGUGCUACACGACGAACUCAAUCGCCACCGGGAGGCCCGACUGAGUGGUGAUGGCGGUGGCGGUGCCGAUGGCAAUGAACUGACGCUGUUCAAGCUGCUCGCCUGGUACAUGAAACCACUGCACCGGAUGCAGUGGCUCACCAAGAUCGCCGAUGCCUGCCUGAUGAAGAAGGGCGGCGAUUUGGCAUCGACUGUUUACGAUCUGCUGGACAAUGGGAACUCGAUGGUCAGGGAACUGGUCAAUCAGUUAAUGACCGCCAUUUGUGGGCCGCUGGUUCGCAUGAUCUCCACGUGGAUGCUGGAGGGCGGCAUUUGCGAUCUCUACGGCGAGUUCUUUGUGGAGUCCCUCAGCGAAGUGGGUCCGGAUCGGCUAUGGCACGAUAAAUUUCGCCUCCGGUGGGCCAUGCUGCCCAAGUUUGUGCCCCUGGAACUGGCCAAUAAGAUUCUCAAAACGGGCAAAUGCAUUAGCUUUCUGAGGGAAAUCUGCGAGACGCAGGAACUAGUCAAAAGUCGCGACCAACUCAAGCAGAUCAUGGACAACAAUGUUGCCCACAUCUUUUCUUACGUGCCGGACACUAGUUGGCAUGCGGCUGUGGAAACGUGCUACCAGCAGACCUCCAAACAUGUCCUAGACAUCAUGGUCGGUCCACACAAGCUGCUGGAUCACCUGCAAGGCAUGCGUCGCUAUUUACUGCUGGGCCAGGGCGACUUUGUCAGCAUUCUCAUCGAGAAUAUGAAGGACGAACUGGAACGCCCGGGCGUUGAUAUAUAUGCCCACGAUCUCUCAGCCAUGUUGGAUGCUGCUCUCCGGUGCACAAAUGCCCAGUACGAUGAUCCGGAUAUACUGAACCACCUCGAUGUGGUGGUGCAGCGGCCCUUCCCCGGGGACCACGGCUGGGACAUCAUCUCGCUGCAGUACAUCGUCCAUGGACCCCUGGCUACAAUGCUGGAGCCCACCAUGCCGGUGUACAAGACGCUCUUCAAGCCCCUCUGGCGCAUGAAGCACAUGGAGUUCGUGCUCUCGAAGAAGAUAUGGAAGGAGCAGAUGGGCAACGCAAAGACCCUCCAUUCGAUGAAAUCAGAGAUCGGCAAGCCGUCGCACCGCCUGUACCUCUUCACGUCCGAGAUCAUGCACUUUAUCCACCAGAUACAGUACUAUGUGCUCUUCGAGGUGAUCGAGUGCAACUGGGUGGAGCUGCAGAAGAAGAUGCAGCAGGCGACGGCCCUGGACGACAUCCUGGAUGCUCACGAGAAGUUCCUGCGAACAAUCACGCUGGGCUGUUUUGUCAACACCAAGUCGGACAUGAAGAAUCUGGAGAAGGUGUACGAGAACAUUAGCGCGCUGGAGAACUGGCAGUCGCUCUUCUACAAAGAUUGCUUCAAAGAGCUGGGCGCCCGCCAGGAACUGGCCAAUAUAGUGGAGCAAUCGGAGAGGGAGGGUGGCUUCGGCCUGACCAACGAGCUCAUCUUACAGCGUGACCAUGAGCGCAAGAUCUUUGCCGAACAGGUGGAAAUUGCCUGCCACGGCCUGGAGUGUAUUGCAUCCGACUAUGAAAAGGCCGUUAGCAGUUUCCUAAUGACCCUCAACUCCAGCCACGAUCCGAAUCUCCAGCUCUUUGGGACUCGGCUGGACUUCAAUGAGUACUACAAGAACAGGGACACCAAUCUGAGCAAGCCGCUGACUUUCGAGCACAUGCGCAUGAGCAAUGUGUUCAGUCAGAACAACAGAAACAGCCGGUUCGUAAUCCAUUCUCCGGCCACCAUCUCAAAGGAAUAGCAGGGUCGGUGCAACGCUCCUGCAAUCACAUCAUCCCAGUGCCAAUAUGCGAAUGAUCAGGCCUCACCAUUGCAUCCAGUUCAACUGCUGUUAAAUAUUUGAGAUAUCACAAUACCAUUGAAGCUGAAGCUAAGCAAACGAAGCAAACGAAAGCAAUCAAGCAAACUAAUCCAACUAGAAACUAAGCUAUUUUUGCACUCAUAUGUACACAUAUAUCUCAAGCAUUUCCGUCAAUCGGCUGGCUGAUCGGCUGGCCAUCAACUUCAUAUAUCUCGAAUAUUUAUCUCUCAUCUCUCAUUUUUUUGGGUAGUUGUAAUCGAAAAGUAUUAAACGAAGAUUCGUUUGUCGAGUGGCGCACAUUGUUUUUAAAAUCCCCUAAUUUUGAACAUCGAAGGCUGUAGUUGCGAACAGUUGCGAUGGCACAACUAAAGCUUAUUUAAAACUUGUUUCUGUAAGUGAGUUUGUCAAUUGCCGAAUGGUAAUGUUAGAGAAUGUUAUGGAUUUUAAUAGGAAAAGUUAGAGAACGUUUUAAAAUGUUAAUGUUUUGAACAGUUUUAAAUCGUAAUGCGAGCUCUAAAUAAACG